AAUAUAAAUUCAUCAGCACCUUUCCUCACGCCUGCAGCAUGAACUGAUUCCCAACGCUAACCGUCAUGGCAGUCAAGACACUGAAAGCCGCCAUCAACAGGGUGCGUCAAGAUGACUCGAAGGACGUUCCUCUGGAAGACCUCAAGGACACAGCUUUGCCACCUGCAGUGCCUGCACCCCCAUAUCGACAUGCUGCACCGUCGGGACCAUGGCCAUGGAUGGACGUUAAUGCCGUCGAUUUCAAGACCUCUCCAACUGUUGAUAUUGAUCAAUCCUGGCCGGGGUACCCUCAGAACCAGUUUGGGAACUGGACUCCAGAUCAAGUGCGGCGCAGCCAGAUGCUCGAAAAGUGUUCGAAGAAUCAGUCUAGCGCCAUUUACUGGAUGGAUGUACUUCACGACGGGAGUUUCAUAUCCCCAGAUAUAGCCCCAGAUAUGGGAGAAAAUGGUCAUACUACAGUAGUUACCAGUCAACGCGAGGAUGACUUUUGGAAUAUGUUACAAGGGGAGCGACCAAAGAAUAUCCGUGUGCGAUCGUUAUUCGUGGAUGACUUAACGUCACCUGUCUUACGCAUGCUUGGGACAAAAUACAACAUCGAGCCAUUCUUUUUUACGUCUUCCAUUAAUUGGAUACCCUCACGAUAUCAGGAAGCGCCUAUCCAUGGAGAAGGAGACCGUACCAAAAUCAACACCCAGGCUCAUUAUCCUAUGGGCGAUCAGAUGCUCGUGAUCGACCUCCUCGCAAUCCACAUGGUCCGCGGUGUAAACACGAACACCAUUAUCUCCUACCAUCCCGAUUCUGCAUGGCGCCGAACUUCCGCGAAGCACCUCCACUCGCUCAUGCAGCUGGUGGGGGGUAGUGUGUACUGGCAGAAAAUAUUCAGCAAGUCCGAUGACCCGACCUUCGUGUUCCUCGCGAUUUUGUGGUAUGCGCUGUAUGCAUGGGAUGAGUCCUUUGAGUUGCUAGACAACCAUGUCAGUGAACUGGAAUCACAAGUGCUGGAAGAUCAUGCGCUCACUCGCGAGCUUCAUAUCCUCCAAGCGCAUCUUCUGCACUAUCAAGCGCUCCUUCAUAGCUUUGAGGUAUCAGUAACAUUUAUCGAGAAGACCCAGAAUCCGGCCAUGGAGUCCAGUGUCUUUUCUGACGAACAGCGCGUAGAGUCGAAUGGACUUAUGAAGAGGGAGUGCGAGAACCUCAUCGGCGAAAUAGAUCGUCUUGAGAAGCGACGCAUGAUGAUGAGCAGCCGACUGAAGAAUGCGACGGACCUUGCUUUUGCGAGUGUUAAUCUCGAGGACAGCAAGCAGACGCGGACGCUGACAGAGGCGACGGUCAAGGACUCGGCGGCCAUGAAACAGGUAUCCUUCUUUCGUCAAACCGAAUCCGUCUUUGGGAUGAACGUCGCAGAGAUCAAUCCAGGAACUUUAGGGACAAUCCCUCACUACGUCGAGACCACUAUUUCGCUCACGCUCCUCACAGUUUAUAUCGUCGUCACGCUUCAGACGCAUAGCUCAUUCCACAAGAAAAAUGCUACGUUCUUGCAGCGUGCAGCGUGGCCGGUUCUUCUUCUCGGGAGGAUUUUGUUCGAGCUAUCGGCCGGGGCCAAGAAUGCAAGCGCGAGAACGGUGGAUGACAAGGUGUGAUGAGAUUGAUAAUGGAUUCACGACAUACCUAUAUACAUACACUAUUCCAAGUUAUGAUUCGCUG
Molecule: messenger RNA, 1704 nt
Organism: Suillus paluster
Lineage: Eukaryota; Fungi; Basidiomycota; Agaricomycetes; Boletales; Suillaceae
Exons: 8
Coding region: 66-1640 (524 amino acids)
Source: RefSeq, a predicted model, not a curated record